Messenger RNA from Rhododendron vialii, 761 nucleotides. RefSeq names its product defensin-like protein 1. Lineage: Eukaryota; Viridiplantae; Streptophyta; Magnoliopsida; Ericales; Ericaceae. The coding region runs from base 160 to 402 and encodes 80 amino acids. The transcript has 2 exons. Gene Ontology annotation, biological process: defense response. The record is from RefSeq and is a predicted model, not a curated record.
AAAUGGGACUCCUGUCAUUCAGCAGCUGUGUGUGAUUACGUUAUACAUAUAAGUGCGGGGUUAGAGAGAGAGGGAGAAAAUAGUGGGUGUGUCUAGCUUCACGUAUAUACUAUAAGAAGUAUUGAGCGAAAGAAAGCUCAGAGAUUAAUUAAUAGAGAGAUGGAAAGGAAGACAUUUGCACUUCUCAUGUUGCUGCUCAUUGUCUUGGCUUCUCAGGAUAAAGUGGUGAUGAAAGUAGAGGGAAGAGUAUGCGAGUCACAGAGCCAUGGGUUCAAGGGUCCAUGCAGCCGUAAUCACAAUUGUGCUCUGGUCUGCAGGAAUGAGGGUUUCUCCGGUGGCAGAUGCCGUGGUUUCCGCCGUCGUUGCUUUUGCACUAAGCUCUGUACUACUACCACUAAUUGAAUGUGAUUGUUUGAGUGCAAGGGGACACAUCCAUGCCCACCACCACCACCAGUACUCCUACUCCUCCUCCUCCUCCUCCUCCUCCUCAAUCAUCUCCAUCGAUUGACAUCUAUAGCUUAAUUACUUGUUCUACUAGUAUUACUGCUACCUAGUGUUAAGUCCCUGAGAAUUAUGAGUAUGUCGUGGAGUCUCUAAUAAGAUUGUAGUUCUGUAGUAGUUUGGUAUGAAUAAAUAAAUUCUCUACCAUACCUGCACAACACACGUACAGGGUAAGGCGGGGGGCGGGGUAGAUCAUAUCAGAUCAAAGUAUGAAAGUACGUUCUUUUAUUUUAUAACUGCAUCGUCGUUGUUGGUUGAUA